Molecule: messenger RNA, 26850 nt
Organism: Eupeodes corollae
Lineage: Eukaryota; Metazoa; Arthropoda; Insecta; Diptera; Syrphidae
Gene: Strn-Mlck
Product: muscle M-line assembly protein unc-89
Exons: 27
Coding region: 602-26284 (8560 amino acids)
Biological process (GO): protein phosphorylation
Molecular function (GO): protein kinase activity; protein binding; ATP binding
Source: RefSeq, a predicted model, not a curated record
AGGAAAACUAUCGGGGUUCCAGGUACGGUACAUAGACACUGGACGUGUUUGCUUAUACGAAAUUAGUUUUAUUCAAAAAUAAAAAAGAAAAAAAAGUUGUGUCUGCAUAAAAAUAGUGCGUUGCAGUCGACGACGGUUAAUUUUUAAAUCAUUUUUUUUUGUUAAAUGCAUAUUUUAUUUUUUUUAAAUAAUAAUAUAAAAAUCUUAUUUCUGUUUUUGAGUGCAAAUAAAAAAAUCAAUUCAAUUCAAGAAAAUACCAAAGAAAUGUGAGAAAAAAUAUAGUGAAAAAUUUAUAUUUCUGUCUGUGAGCUAAUUAUAGUUUUAUUUUUGCUUCUAAAAAUUAAUUUUCAAAGGAAAGCCAAGAAAGUAUAAAUAAAAUUUAAAAAUUUAAUUUAAAAGAAGAAGAAAAAAAUCAUACAAAAGGUGAAGUGAGUGAGUGAGAAUAUUUCGUGUGAGGAAAAAGUUGUUGUAUUUCUUUUUUUUCGUGUCGUUUUGGUUCUGUGGUGCGAGAGUGUUUACGAAAUAAUUGGAUUUCCUGUGAAAUCCAAAUGGAUUAACUUGCCUCCAUAUACAGGAUACGGAUACGACACGGGAAAAUAAAAUGGAUAAGGCAGCGCACGCAUCAGAAUCUCAAAAGGAAUCAACAUCAGCUAUAGUACCAGCAGCAACAUUAACGUCAUCAUCUUCACCACCGAUACAACUUACUUUCAGUGAAAACUCCAGUUCCCUGGUCAAAUGCAUUCCCAACGAACGGGCUACAUUUUUUGUCAAGAUCGAUUGCCCCGAUGAUCCGGAGAUUCUCCCGCUUAAAUUUGAAUGGAGUCGUGGUGAAUUACCGAUUGAGAAUUCUGAUCGUUUCCGCAUAACACAGACCAGCAACGCUGUUCAGUUAGCCGUUGAGCAUGUCCAACGCGAAGACGCUGGUCACUAUACGCUCUACGCUCGCACCAAAGCGGGCAAUGUCAUACGCAAAGACGUCGAGUUAAUUGUCGAAGAUAGAUCGACAGGCGAUGAUCCACCGAUAUUUUUACGUCGCCUGGGCGAUCUAUCUGUCAAAGUAGGAACCCGAACAAGGCUGCUCGUUGAGAUUCGCAGCUCAACUGAUGUCAAGAUAACUUGGUAUCGAAAUGAUCGUCGAAUCUGUGAAAACGAUCGAAUUAAGCAAAUAAACGAAGGAUCGUUCUAUUGCGUCGAAAUAACUCCGGUAAUUCUGGAGGAUGGAGGUCAGUGGAUGGUUAUGGCAGAGAAUUUGGGGGGUCGAAACUCUUGCAUAGCCCAUCUAAAUGUCCUCGUUCCGAAGGCUUAUAAGUCACCAGAAUUUAUCGAAGAACUACGAGCAGUGCUCACCGAUCAGGGAACUGUUUCACUUGAGUGUAAAGUUGUCGGUAUACCGACGCCGGUAUUGAGGUGGUUUAAAGACUCGAAGGAAAUUAAGGCUGGCGAUGUUUUCGCACUCACUGCCAAUCCCGACGAUCCCACCUCACUGGGAACGUAUACUUGUGAGGCGGUCAAUUGUAUGGGUAAGACAUAUUCGAGUUCAAAGGUUCAUGUCGUUGGUAGGGGCAGUCGUGAGGGAUCACUAAAGCCUGCAGAUAGCGUUCAAAAUAAUGCACCGCCUCCGAUAUUUACAAACGAAUUGCGUGGAACAUCGGUACGCAUCGGUGACACAAUAAUUCUCGGCUGUCAAGUUGUCGUUCCUCCAUGGCCAAAAACUGUAGCCUGGUACAAUAAGGAGGGACGCGUUGAAGCCAACGAUAAAUACAAACUAAUCGAAGAUGGUCUAGGAGUUUAUAUGAUCGAAAUUAAGCCAUCCGAAAAUUGUGAUGAAGGUGAAUGGAAAUGUGUUGUAACAAGUCAGGAAGGAUGUGUUGGAAUAUCUUCGUGUUCUGUAGCAAUGGAUAUUCCUAAAAACUAUCGUAAACCUCGUUUCAUGGAGAGCCUCAAGGCUGUACUAACUGAAGAAGGCCUCGUAUCUUUUGAGUGUAAAGUUGUUGGAUUUCCAACUCCAACUCUAAAGUGGUUCAAAGAUGGACAAGAGCUGAAGCCUGGUGAUGUCUAUCAAUUGACAGGAACUAAUUCUCUUGGAACUUAUUGCUGCAUAGCGAAGAAUUGCAUGGGUGAGAACAGCAGUGUUGCUGUUCUUACUAUUGAAGAUAUAGAAAACCAGCUUAACGAUGAAGAACGAAUUAUGUUUACAAAGCAAAAUCAACCACCGAAAUUUGUGUCAGGUUUAAAAACACAAGAUGCUAAGAUAAACGAACCUUUCCGAUUUACAGUAACGGUGAAGGCUUUACCAGACCCAGUUCUGUCCUGGUUCAGGGAUGAACUGCCAAUUGAAUCAAAUGAACGUUACAAUCACUACGCCGGUGAAGCAGAGACUUAUCAUUUGGAUGUGAAAUGUGUUGAGUUUGUCGAUCAGGCUGAAUGGAAGUGCGUAGCAGUGAAUGAUUUCGGCACAAGUGUCACAUCGUGCUUCCUGAAACUGCAAAUUCCUCGACACUUCAAGAAGCCACGUUUUCUUGAGUGUCUUCGAGCUGUACUAACUGAAGAAGGAGCUGUAAACUUGGAAUGUAAGGUAAUUGGGGUUCCUCAGCCGGUUCUUAAAUGGUACAAGGAUGGAAUUGAACUAAAGCCAGGUGAUAUCCAUCGAAUAAUCUCGGGACAGGAUGGAACUUGCUGUUUGGGAACUUACACAUGUGAGGCAAGGAACUGCAUGGGAGUAGUUGCUAGCUCAGCGUCCCUGCUUGGUUUUGAAGAUGCGUACAAGAACCAAAAACCCGAACCUCCAGUCAAUGAACUUCAAAGAAACUUCUCGCUGUCCACCAUCCAAGAGGAGAGAACAUCUCAAAUGUACGAGAGUGCCGUUGGAGAUAUUUCCAUCGAUGAGAAAGGGGACAUUUCAUUCUCCUUCGAUGGGAAGGAAGUUUCUGUUUCUCUCUAUGAAACGCCAGAUCUUACAGAAGAAGAAGCUCUUAAAAUUGUUGAAAUGUACGCCGACCAGAUUUCGGAACAUGUCACGGAGCAAAAUAUUGUCGAGUUACCUCCUUUAAGGUUCAUUAAAGAAACUUCACAAUCCGGAAAUUUGCUUAUGGAAGCUGUUGUCAUAGAUAUCGCUCCAGACUAUUUCGUUCACGAAGAAGAUAUGCGCACCGAAGCUGGCAUGGAUGAUAUUUCAAUAUGUGAAGUUACCAUUCAUGGUUCUUCUGGAGGACAAGACGAACCACCACUCGAUAAGGAAACAGAAGAGUUUGCCAAGAAAAGCAUGGAAAAAAUGGAAGAAGAGCUUUCCAUGUCAGCACCGAUAAGAAAACGCAAAAAGUCACGUGGUACCGAAAUUGAUGAAUAUUUCAGUUUGUCGAAGGCAUCAGGAAGUCAAGGCGAUGAAGACACCUCUGAGCUGCAGACAUUUGCAAGCGCUAGCAACCAUAUGACUUCAUCGAAAAUUGAAUCCAUAGAAAUGGAAGAAGUUCGUGCUGAGGAAGAAAUCCAACCACCAAAACGAAAGAAGGACAAGAAAAGUCCUGAAACUGAUUCAUCUCUUACCACUGACGCCGAGGCUAUUUUACAGGACAUUUCAGGAGCUGCGGGUGAUGGUCUUCAAUUGAGAAAGCCAUCGAAAGCAGUAACGGAUGAUAAGGAAAUCGAGAAAAAUCUUAAGUCCCUGCUGCCACUUGCUAAACUCUUGAAAACAAUAGAAACUCAUUUGGUUGCAGUGGAGAGCGAAGUGACUUCGCAGUCUGCCAUGAUGAUGUCUCCAACUUCAGCUGAACAAAGUAUUGGAAUUAUCCGGAAUGUCCUGGAGCCAAUUAAGCAGAUUCAAGGCAAAAUGAAGGUUUACUCUGGAGAGAUUCCUAUCGAAGUUCUGUUCCAGUCAAUGGAAGGCGAUAUUAGGGCUUUGCACACUGGCUUACAGGUCAUUGAAAAGUGUGUAGCUAUGGACGAGACCGGAAUGACUCUUAUUCAAAGAACCAGUGUGUGUAUUAUUGACAGUGUGGGUGAACAGUUUGUGAAGACUUUCGAAGAAGUCAAGAACAUCGCUAAAAACUUUGAAUCGGAGCAUAUUAAAAUGCAAACCGAUAUAACAGCCGAGGAUAUUCAACAGGGAAUUCAAAUAACUCAGGACACGAUCAAAUCGCAGGCACUUUUGCAAGAAGCUCAAGACAUUGAAACAGCUCAACAUGUCUCCGAUUCAGUUGCAAAGCUCCAAGCAGUACCACAAACUGUUCCUUUUGACGCUGUGACUGAAGCAAAGCUUCCAUCAGAAGCUGAUUCGUUAAAACUUAUCUGUCGACCGGUGAUUAAGAUUCAACAGGCUUUAGAGAACAUUGAGAAUGAACUGUCCAUGGAAGAAAACGAAGAAGAGCUUUAUUCUCGGGUACACGAAAUGGCACUGUUGAAUCUCCAGGGUCCAAUUGAUGAGCUGCAGCUAGAAGUGGACAAAGUAGAACAAAAGGUCGUCGCUGCGGCAGGAAAUGAGUCCAUAGAGCAAAAAAUCAAUAUGACUAUAUUGGACAUUGUCAGCCCUCCUCUUUUUGAACUGAAGAAGGGUUUGGAAAUAAUCUCAAAGCAGUCAGCGGGAAAUAUCCAUUCUGGAAUGAUGACAGUGAGUGCAAUUGAAUCAAUGGUGCCACCAUUGCAGGAGAUCCAAAAUGGUCUAGCCCAGUUGGGUCAAGACAUCGAAUUCGGCCAAGUUAAGGAAGACUUUGCCCCCGACUCAGCUGAUACUCAGAAACUUCUUCAAUCAUUGGCACAAGCUGUUUUGCACUUUGAAUCGAAUAUUGAACGUUUAUCACCAAGACUAUUACCAAAUCUUCAAGGUGGGUUGGUGGGCUUGAAAGAUGAACUCUCCCGCUUGAUUGGAAACAUAUUGGAUAGCAACUUAAACAAGUACAGGCUAACAGUAUUGGAGAACCUUAAGACACCUAUUGAUGAAUUGAACUAUUGCUUGCGUCAAACAGAGCAAAAGUCCAUAUCAGGAUCAUUGAGCGACCUGAUCGAUCCAAUCCGAAGCUUGCGUGAGAAAGUUCAGCUUGGAGAAGAUAUCUUGUCUAUAUCAGAUGUUCAAAAGAAUGAAUUGAAUAUUGAAAGCUUGGUUCAGAUUCGGAAAAUAAUAAAAACAAUUGAAAUCGAUAUUGAAGAGCAUGAGUUCAAAUUGCUUCAGAAGGAGAUUGAGUUGGACGAAAAACAAGCUACUGAGGCUGACCAGUCCUUUGUUUCGAUGCGAGAAGCCUUGUCACUUCAAAUAGCAAAAGAAGAAGGACAGAGAACAAUCGAGAAAAUUGAAGAAAUACAUGAGUGUUUGGCUACUCUUCAGACCGAAAUGGUUCUGGAAGAAGCUACCUCCUUAACAGCUGAAAAUAUUUCGGUGUUAAAAAAAAUGGUCAAACCGGUGAAAGAAAUGUUGGAAUGUGUUGCCCAGGUUAAAAGUGGCGUUGCAUUUGAUACUGUUGAAGACUUCAGUACCGAUGUUAAUAUGAAGGUUCUUCAAGAGAUAGCCGAGCCCAUUAACGAUCUAGCGAUAGCCUUGAAAGUCAUCACUGCACCCAAGGUAGUCGAAGACCCGAAGUCCUUAACAACCCAUGAAGACAUUUCUGCCCUGAAAACCUUAGCUCAGCCGGUUCAGGAGUUGAGGAAUUGUAUUGCUAGACUUGGGCAAGAGGCCGCCUUUGAUGAACAAGUGCGAAGUAUGGACGAACAGCAAGCCAUUUUAAAAAUUGCUAAGCCAUUGAACGAGCUUCAGCAUUGCUUAGAUGGGCUUAUUCAACAGACGAUGGUCGAGACAAUGGAGGAUGUAUCAACUUUGGAAGAUGUCUCCACACUUAAAACAGUUGGUGAAACAUCUUCUCAGCAGGCACAUUUGAGCCAAGAAGAUAAGUCGCUGGAAGAAUUGGAACUUGACAGCACUAAACAACAGAAAGCAGAAGCUCUUCUCACUGGUCUUAGACAAGGUCUGACAUCGGUGGUAGCUUAUUGUUCGCAAUAUGACGUGUCAUCGUUGAAAGUGGAUACUUUAAAUAAGUUGCAUGCUACUGUUACCAAGCUUAAAGAUCUGGAAAAGUGCGUUGCUGAAGUUUGCGAAGUUAGCGUUCAUGAUCCAAAAGUUUCUGUUUCCGAAACAAUGUCAGAUGCUGGAACACUCGCAGAAGCAGUUAUGAGUCUUGAAUCUUGUGUUUUACAAGUUCAAGCCUACUUACCGGCAGAAGGUCUUCAAGACUUAUCAACCGAAAGCUUAACAAAACUAAACAUAUCAGCUCUAUCUGCCCCUUUGUAUGAGCUUAGAGAGUGUCUUCAAGUGUUCCAUACACAAGAGUUUGAAAACGUUGACACUUUUACGACGGCUCCCAAAGUUUCUCUGGCUUCUAGAGAGCUCAUCGAAGAAAUAACCCCAUUUAUUGUAGCUGUACACGAAAAUCAAGCUCUUGAAACUCUUCAAAGCUUAGUCGAAGUAGAAAAUCUGGAAAAGUGCAGACAAAUUUUAGCACCAAUUCAACAACUUCAGCAAGCAGUUCUUGUUCAUGAUCAAGGUCAUAUAUCGCAAGUUGACAAAGUAUCAAGCCAGUCCACUAUGGAAACUUUUGCAAAGCCUUUGAUGAGUCUACAAGAGGCAAUUGUUAACAUUCAAGAACAGUAUCCUUAUUCAACAUUUGAGACUUGUCCUGAGUUCAAAAUCUUACAAGCUAAAUCAAAUGCCAUCUAUCAACUCUUGAAGUACGUUGAACAUGUCAAUUGUGAAGCUCUAGAUAAUGUUGCAGAAAUGUCUACACAAGCUGAUAUCUCCGCUCUUGAAACGUAUGCCGCGUCUCUCGAAGGAAGUGAGAUAAUGCAAGCGGUCCAAAUAGAACAAAUGGUUGUGGAACCAGCUGAUAUAAAGGCUUGUGUUGAAGAUGGUAUCAAACAAAUUGACAACUGCCUUGAAAAACCAACCUUUAAGAAGUCUAAAGAUCUCAAAGAAGUCGAAGCCGUUAUGAAAGAACUUAAGAGCAGCUUCCAGCAGAUGCAAGUAGAGCUGAGCAAAGAGUCAGAAGGUGAGUCUUCGAUUUUAGCCAAAUCUAACAUCGCAAGAACUCUCUUCAAGCUCAAAGAGUGCCUGGUCCACACUUAUGAAGGUGGCUAUGAAGAGUCUCUUGAUGACAUCGAGAAGACGUUUGAAGACAUUCUGCAAGCUUUACCUGAGUUGGAAGUCCUAUUGGCUGAGGAGAUGAGCCACAAGGUUUUGGAUAAAAUAAUUGAAACCGUUUGUAUAUCAGAAAGUUGUGCAGAAAAUCAAGAAGUUCACAUGGAAUUUAUGAAGCACUUAGUGGUCCCAUUGAAAGAACUUGCUACUGACAUUGAAAAACUUGGAAAGAGUAGUGAAACUGAAGUAUCAAAAUCUUCGGCUCAAAUGGUUGGUUUACAAUCUCGUCUUAUGAACGCUUUCAGGGCACUGAAUGAGGUCAGUGAAAGUGUUCCGAAUGAGCUUUUGGAUCACGUUUUGACUGGACAAAGUGUAUUAGUUUCGGUGUUUGAUUUUAUCGAAGCAACCGAAUCUCUGCGGGUUAUUGAAGUCAUUCAGGAAAUCGACAAUCUGCUGAUUCCAUUGAGUGGAAUAAAUGAGAUUUUAGGUGAAACCCUGCAUCAGGCUGGUGGACAACAACUUCAGGAACUAUUGAAACCCGUGAAGGAAGCCCAAGAGCUUCUCACAACAGUUCAAGAACAAUUGGCAAGUGGAAGUGAGCUUGCCACUAAAUUAGCAACAGCCAAUGAGUUUGUCAUCCAAGACUUGCAAGAAAAGAUCGAAAAAAUAGAAAAAGAAAUUCUUGUCAAGGAAAAUCUUGCAGAGCUCACUGUUGACGAAGUUAAAGAUAUCCAAUCAAUAGCAGAACCUUUGGAGAAGCUUCAAGUUUCGUUGGUGGAAUUCGCAAAUCAGCAGAAAAUGGAGGUGAUUUCUGAAAUGGCUCACAAACGCAAAGCAGAAAUUGGGGAGACAAAAGAUGAUUCAAGUGUCACUGUUGAAGAAAAGGAUCAACAGCAAGUUCCAGAAAAGAAAAAAUCAAGGUUAUCAGAAAAUAGUCCAGAGAAAUUGGGUUCUGAAAAAGAUAUUUUGAAAGUCGAUGAUAAAAUUGAGAUUCAGGAGUCCUCCAAUCUCGAGACUUCUGAAGCAUUUGAGACUCAACAAAUCCCUACGAAGCAUGAAACUGAGGAAAUAAUUAUUAAAGAGUCAGCAAAAUCAUCAACAUUGAAAGAAGAAGUUAUUUCUGUUUCAUCAAAAACUGAAGUGAAGAAAGAACAACAUAAAGUUGACGAACUUGAUUUACAAACAAUUAAGACUCAAAUCGGGUCUGAGAUGUUUGAGAGUUUUGAAUCGUUAUGUUUGCUUAAAGGUCAAAUCAUUGAAGCAAAGGGUGUUAAAGUUCAGAAAGCAUCUCAAGAAAUUCUCAGCACUUUGGAAAUAACUGUUAGUGAUUUAGAAAAGGUUUUCGUCAGUAGUACUGCCGAUACAAUUGAAGAUACCCUCUUUCUUCCACUUUUUAAAAUGCGAGAUCUACUGGCAUUUAUAAAACAGAAUCCGGAACACUAUAAAGAGAAUACAGAUAUUUUAAAUAUGUCUAACAAACUUUUUACGUCAAUUUUAAACCAUAAUGUCGGCUUGAGAAGAGCUUUUCUGCAAGACAUAGUUCAAACGCCUAAAGAUGAAUUUUCGAAUAUAAUUCCUCUUUUGGAAGAAGCUCAGGGUCUAGAAACAUGUAGAAGCCUUCUCACAGUUGUAAAAGAAAUCGAUUCUGUAUUAACUUUGAUUGUCUCGAAAAAUGAAGGCUCUCUUGGAAGGUCUUCUGAAGCAUUUAUUAAACUUGAAGAAAAUCUAAGUAAACUAAAAGAUCAAGCAGAAGAUCUUGGUAAAAGAUUGCCAGCCACUUUCAGGCAGACAUGUGUGGAACCACUUGUGAAAAUAUGUGCAGCUGUUGGUGAUUCUAAAACUGAAGAUGUCAUUGAGGUUCUACAGGAAAUGGAAGCUCUAAAGGGACCUUUAAAAGUUUUGAAAGAAACAAUGGCAAGAAAUAUAAAGAAAUUUAAGGAGUCACAACAAUUGGAAGAAACUUUAGAAGCCAAUGCUGAAAAGAAGUUGAAAGAAUCGGAAAAAGUAAAGGAGUCAAAGAAAUCCGAAAAAGCAAUGAAGGUAGAAGCUGAAGAAAAAAAAGUUGAAACUGAAUCAAAAACCAAGGAGCUGACUUCUGAAGAAAUUAAACCAAUUUCUGAAGAUAAACCUCACAAAGUUUUGAAAGAAGAAUCUGAUGUAAUAAAAACUAGUGAAUCCUCUCAAAAGGAUUUCAUUCCAUCUGAAGACACUUCAGGCUCAAAGGCAACACAGAUUGAAGAUGGUGCACACAAACUUGUUUCUGGAGAUUCUCAACUAAGUGAAGACAAAGAAGAAGAAAAGGGGCCAAAAGAGAAAAAAAUUAAAGCAAAGAAAGAAACAGCUGUGGUUGAGAAAAUUAGUGAAAAGAAAACGGAAGCCAAGGCAUUGGAAAUUGAAAAGCUGGAAUCUCAAAAAGCUCAAUUACUUAACAAAGGAAAAGUGGAGCUGCAGAAAAUUGAAGACUCUAAGAAGGAUAUUCAAAUCACGUCAUUAGAAACUGAAUCAGCAAAGGCACUUUCAAUGAAAAAAGAGGAAAUAGUUCAAAUUGAAGAAGCUACAGCUACCGCAAAGAAAGCAGAAAUUAUAGGGGUUGGGGGAACACCAAUUGAAGAAGCAAAAUUACUUACUACAGAAAUUUUGAAGCAAGAAGUGGAAGAAUUAAAGCAAAAAAUUGAAGUUUCGGAAGUUGAAGCUGAAUCUAAAAAAGCUCAAUUGCUUGAGACCUCUGAGUUAAAAGAAGUCAAAGUAAAUGAGAAGAAGACUGAGACAACGGAAAUUGAAGAACAAAAUAUUCAACAAGCUCAAUUGCUUACGGAGGAAAAGAUAGAAGAACAAACACUUGAUGAUACUUCAUCUGUUCAAGUUGAUGCAACAAAAUUAAAAUCAAAAGCCAAACUCUUACAAUUAGAAGAAGCAGAGCUACAAGAAAUUAGUAAAACUGCAACUACAACUGAAUCAGAGGAAAUAAAAGCUCUAAAAGCAGACGUCUUAGAUGUGGAAAAACUUGAAAGUCAUAAAUUGGAAAAUUCAACAAAGAAAGUAGAAGUUGCAGUUGUGGAAGUUUCAAAAAUGGCAGCUGAGCAACAUUAUACUGAACCGGAAAGAUUGGAAGAAGGAAAAGUUUCAGAAUCUCCACAAAAAAUUAAGGAAGAAGCUAUUGAAGGUAUUCAGCCAUUAAUUGCUGAUGUAAGUGAAGUUAAACUAAUGGAAGAAGAGUCGUCUCCUAGAAAAGAUACUGAUGCCUUAAAUGAGAACGAAAUAAAGGAACAAACUGAAAAAUCAGAAGAUCUUUCUCAAGAACUUACAGCUGAAUCAGUCUCAGAAGUUGAUUCAACAAAAAUACUUAAAACGUUGGAUGUGAUUCACAAUUUGUCAGAAGAGUCUAAAACUGAGAUUACUAGUGCACUAGAUGAAUUAAAUGAUUUGAAUGAACAGCUUGCAGCUGGAGUUCCAGAUGAAGAACAACUCCUUCAAUCAGUGAGGAAAGCAUUCUUCAAACUAAGAGAAUGCAUAGUACACACUUAUGAUGGCAGCAAGACUUCCGACGAUGACGAAGAAUCUAAGCUUAAAAUUAUUGACGAAGCUUUCAAAGAUAUUCUGGAAUCUAAUUCUUUCGUAAGGAAUCAUAUUUGCAAUGAACUCAUGAGCAAUACAAUCGCUUCUAUUGAAAAUCUAAAUUCAUCUUUAAGUAAAGGUUCAAGUCAGAAAUUACCAAAGGAACUGGUUUCCCUAAUUCAACCUUUAGAUAGUCUAAAAGACUCAAUUGUGAUUUUAAUGAAAUCAGAUGUUGAUUCAUUUGAAAAGUCCUCAAAUCAAAUGAUUACCUUGCAGACUUGUUUAAUGAACACUUUUUUCAAGUUCGAUGACAUUGUAACAAGUCAGGAAGACAAGAAUGUUAAGGCAAUCUUGGUUAGUGCGGAGGAUGUUAUUUUGAAAAUUCAUGAUCACUUUGAUGUUCCUGAACAAUUUAUACCGAAGAUAAAUAUUUCAGAAGACUUAAGUCGUUUGUCUGGGCCUUUGGAAAGGAUUUUAAAGUUAUUGACUAUUGAACUGAUAAAAAUGGAUAAACUGGAAGUUGAAAUACAACAACUCGCAGAAAUGGAAGAAAAAGAACUAAGAGUUGAAGACAUAACUGAGAAAAAAUCAGCAGCAGGAAUUUCUGUAACGGAAGCUGAAAAAAUAAAAGAAGGCAAAGUAGAAGAUAGCACUCAAAAGCCUUCAUUAGAUGAAAUCAAGUCUGAAGAACCUCAUAGUGCUAAGAUUGUUGAACUUGGGGAAGCAGAGUUAGAAACUGUCGACUCUGCGAAAAUAUCAUUAGAAACCAUUGAAAUUUCCAAUGAAGUUAAGGUUGCAGAGAAAUCAAUAACUAAACCUGAAACUAUUGUUGAGAAAACAAUUGAUUCAACAACUCAGAAACCAGAGGUCAUCGAAGACAUUGGCGCGAAAAAAUCGACAGCUAAAGUUUCUGUUACAGAAGCCGAACAAGUAGAGGAACAAAUAAUAGACGACAAUUCUCGAAAACUUUCUUCAGCCGAUAUCAAAAUUGAAGAACCUAAAAGUGCUAAAAUUGCUGAACUUAAGGAAGCUGAACCAGCAACUGUUGAGGCUACUAAACAAUCUUUAGAAAUCACUGAAGUUUCAGAUGAAGUAAAGGUUGCAGAAAAGUCAACAACUAAACCUGAGGCUAUAGUUGAGAAAAUCAUUGAUUCAACAAUUCAAAAAUCUGAGGUUAUAGAAGACAUUACUCCAAAACUAACCAAAGGCGAAGUUUCUGUUACCGAAGCGGAACAAAUAGAAGAACGAAAAGUGGAAGAAAAUGCUCAAAAACUUUCUUUAGCUGAUAUCAAAACUGAAGUACCUAAAAGUGCCAAAAUUGCUGAGCUGAAAGAAGCUGAAACAGCGACUGUUGAGGCUGCUAAAAAACCUUUAGAGUUGACUGAAAUUUCAGAUGAAUUAAAAAUUGCAGAAAAGUCAGUUACUAAACCUGAGACUUUAGUUGAGAAAGUCAUUGAUUCAACAAUUCAAAAAUCAGAGGUUGUAGAAAAUAUAACUGUGGAAAAAUCGAUAGCUGAAGUUUCUGUAACAGAAGCUGAACAAGUAGAAGAACAAAAAAUAAAAGAUAAUACUCAAAAACUUUCUUCUACCGAUAUCAAGACAGAAGAACCAAAAAGUGCCAAAACUGCUGAGCUGAAGGAAGCUGAAACAGCAACUGUUGAGGAUGCUAAAAAAUCUUUAAAGGUCACUGAAGUUUCAAAUGAAGUAAAAGUAGCAGAAAAGUCAGUAACUAAACCUGAAGCACUAGUCGAAAAAGUCAUUGAUUCAACAACUCUUAAACCUGAGCUCAUCGAAGACAUUUCUCCGAAAAAAUCAGCUGCUGAAGUUUCUGUUACAGAAGCGGAACAAAUGGAAGAACACAAAGUAGAAGACAAUGUUCAAAAACUUUCAUUAACCGAUAUCAAGACUGAAGAUCCUCACAGUGCGAAAAUUGUUGAACUAGAAAAAGUAAAAAGUGAAACAGUUCCUGAGGCCAAAAAAUCUGUUAAAGUUACUGAUGUCUCGAAGGAAGAAAAAGUUGCAGAAAAAUCAGUCACUGAACCUGAAACUAUUGUUGAAAAAAUAAUUGCUCAAACAGCUCUAAAACAAGAAGUAAUUGAAGAUAUUACUGUGAGAGAGUUAGCAGCUGAAAUGAGUGUAACAGAAGCAGAACAAAUAGAAGAGAAGAAAGUAGAAGACAAAGCUCAAAAACUUUCUUUAGUUGAUGUCAAGACUGAAAAACCUCACGGUGCCAAAAUUGCUGAACUUAAACAAGCAGACGAAGAAACUAUUCAAUCCGCUAAAAAAUCUGUAGAGAUAACAGAUAUCUCGAACGAUGGAAAAGUUGCAGAAAAGUCUGUCACUAAAUCUGAAGCUGUUGUUGAGAAAGUUAUUGAUUUAGCAACACAAAAAGCUGAGAUCAUUGAAGACAUUAUUGCGAAAAAAUCCACAGCUGAUGUUUCUGUUACGGAAGCCGAACAAAUGGAAGAAAUAAAAGUAAAAGACAGUCUUCGAAAACUUUCUUCAGCUGAUAUCAAAACUGAUAAAUCUCACAGUGCGAAAAUUGCGGAAGUCAAGGAAGCAGAGUUUGAAAUAGUUUCUGAUGCCAAAAAGUCAUUUGAGAUCACUGAACUUUCAGAUGAAGGAAAAAUUGCUGAAAAAUCAGUAACUAAACCUGAAAUUGCUGUAGAAAAGGACCUUGAAACACUAACUCAAAAGCCGAAGGACACAGACGUAAAACCAUCAAAGAAACAAACUGCUGAAAAAUCAUUUACUGAAGCAGAAUCAAUUGUUGAAGAAAAAUUGAAAGAAAAACCAGCAGAAAGUAUUAACAUUGAAGAAUUUGGUACAGAAGCACAUUCGGGAGUAAAAUCAAUAACUGCACCUAUAACAACUCAAACUGGAGAACUUACAAUAGAUACUUCAAAGCCUGAAAUUACGGAAGUAAAAGCAACUAACUCCCAAAAGGCUGAAGUUUCUGAAAUAACUGCAGAACAACUGCAGGAGGGUAAGAUUGUUGACAGCAAAAUGGAAUCGAAAAUUGCAGACCUGAGUUCUGAGGCAUUGGUUGCUCAAAAAUCAGUGACCGAAGCAGAAGAAGUGAUGUUUGAAACUUUGGAAGCAACAGCACAACUGAAAAAAGAAGAAGACAUCAGAAGUGCUGAAUCUCAAAUAGCAGUAUCUUCAGAAAUAAAACUCGAAGCCAUUGAAAACGUUACAGUUGAUGAGCAUAAUGUGAAAAUUCGAAGUGAAGAAGUUGCACUAAAGAAAUUAGUUGGGGAAAAAUCUGUUGGUGGUUCAUCUAUAAAAGAAGAUGAAUUGACAAGUCCACAAUCUGAACAUUCCAAAGUGAACCUUGAAAAGAUCGAAAUCAUCGCAGUUGAUGACAAUAAGGCAAAACUUAGUACAGAAGAACUUCAAUCAGAAAAGUUAAUUGCUAAGAAAAGCAUUACAAAGCUCGAUACAUUUGAAGUUAAACAUCUAUCUGAAGACAAACAUAAGCCAAUUAUUGAAGAUGUGUCUAGGACUGAAAAACAAACUGCCAGUGUUGAUGAAAUUAGAGCAGAAGUUAUUGAGGCAAAGAUUGUUGAAGAUGGUUCAAAGAAACCCAUAACUUCAGAGCUAGUUUCCGAAGCUCAAGAAGCUCAAAAAUCGACCAUAGAAGCUGAAAAAUUGGAAGUCAAAAACUCGGUGGAUGAAAAACGAAAGCAAGAAAUUUCUGACUUGGAUAAAGCGAAAACAGCAGACAUGUCUGAAGAAGAAUCUUCAAUCAAUAAGUCUACCGAACUUUCAACAAAAGAACAAGAAGCAUUGGAAAUGAAGGAAGCUAGUACAAGUAAAAAGGAUGCUGAAGAAAUAAAAGAAGUUUCAAAAAUUGAAGAAAAGAAAGUCGAAGAAAUAAAAAGUAAGGAAGAUAAAAAAGAAGACGAAACAUCAAAACCAAAACGAAAAAAAUCUAAGGCUAGUCCUGAAAAGAAAAAAAUUGAAGAACUUAAAACUGACAAACCAGAUUCCAAUGUUGAUCAAAAUGAUGAUAAGCCCAAGAAAUCGAAAUCUAAGAGUCCCGAAAAACAGAAAUCGGAAGAAGAACAAACUAAACCAUCUCUCAAAACUCAGAAAAGUGAUGAAGAUAAAGACGUUAAGAAAGUUAAGAGGAGGAAAUCGAAAUCUAGUCCAGAAAAGAAGAAAGAAGAAGAAACUGUUGCAGACCUUUCUAAAGAUGGUCAUGUAUCCAAGAAAAAAGAUACAGCUUCAGGAAAAGAAGACAAACAUAUUGAAGAAGAAAUUGUGCAGAAGAGUCAAGAAAAAGAAGAGACUUUGGAGACUUCAAUUGAAAAAAGGUCUAAAGAACAAGAGAAGAAACUUGAACAACCCCAAGCAGAAGAAGCGCCUGCCCUUAUUGGCACUUUCAAGUUUAGUAUUCUCAAGAAGGUUGUGGAGACUGUACAAGGAACAUCUUCAAAUGCUAGAGAAAAUAACGAUAUAUUUUCUGAGAUAUGUAAUCUAAACGAUCAGGUACAAUCCAAACCAAACGAUGAGAAUCUUCUGAAGAAAAUGGCCGAAUCAUUUUUGAAACUACGAGCGAAUAUUGUCUCGAGAGACGUCUUAAGUUCAACUGAGGUUAAAGAGGACAAAUUGGUGGAUCUCAAGUCUUCCUUAAUUGAAGCUCUUGAGCCAAACCAUGAACUGAGAAAACAUAUUUCCAACAAUCUCAUGAAAGAUUCAUUGUUGGUUGUUGAGAGCUUGAAGAAUCAUCUAAUGGAAAAUUCGUCUAAGAAAACUGUAAAAGUUCUUGUUCCAUUUAUUGAACCACUGUCAAAUCUUCAAACUGCCGUUGAAAGUCUUACAAAAGGUGAAGAUGAGGGAUAUGAUAAGUCUUCAGGGCGAAUGGUUAAUCUUCAAUCAUGUCUAAUGGAUAUGUACUUCACUUGUGAUGACGUCAAGCCACAAGUGGAUGAGAAACUCUCAAAAACAGUACAGAGUUUGAUGAAAGUUAUGCUUCAAGUACACGAUAAGGUUGAAAAUGCCAUUCAGUCAGUUGAUAGGGUUGUAAUGAGUCAAAAUAUUGAAGACAUUUCGAUACCAAUUCAACAAAUGAAAGCUAUUUUAAUAUCAACUCCAGCUGAACAAGAAGAGAAAGAUCAAACAAAGAAAACUGGAGAGAAACCGGUAGUUGAAGCAUUGGAAAAAGAUAAGAAACCACCUGUGGAUGAAACAGAGAAAAAUAAAGCUCUUAAAGAUGAAGAUAAGAAGAAUGAAAUUCAAGAAAUUUCAGGUCAAACAAAGAAAACUGAAGACAAACCAGAAGUUAAAGUAUUGAAAAAAGAAAAGGAACCAGUUAUGGAUGAAACAGAGAAAAACAAAACUCCUAAAGUUGAAGAUAAGAAGAAAGAAGUUCAAGAAAUUUCAGGUGUUGCAAAGGAUAAAUCAGCUCAAAAGAAAAUUGAAGAAACAACAGAAAUUAAAAAUGAAGUAAGUGCUGAUAAAAAGAAAUUGACUUCUCCAAAAACAAGCCCCAAGAAAAAGAAAGAAAAGGAGACAAAAUUAGAGAGUGAGACAGAAGAGCCAGUUCCAGUUCUAGACGAUAAACCUGUAGAAGAAAUAGUAAAUGAGAAACCUAAGAAGACAGAAAGUAUUGGUGACGAAGAAGUAAUGAACAAAAAGAAAUCAGAAGAACAAAUAAGUGUUUCUAAACUAAAUGAAGAGAAGGAAGACAAGAAACAGGAAUUCGCUGAACCAACAAAAUUAGUUGAGUCCGAGAAGAUGUCAAGUAAUUUAGAUGUAGAACAAGAAAAGAUACAAAAGGCUAAGCUUUCAGAAAAGAAGGUAGAAGGUAUUGAGACUGUGGAUAGUAAGAAACCAUUGGAAGAACCAACUAAAUUAGAAACAAGUGUUGAGAAGAAAGUUUCUGAUGAACCGGUAGUUGAGCCUAAACAAAUUGACACCAAAGUUUCUGCAAUUGAGACAUCUGAAGGCAAACAAAUUGAAGAAGAAAUUAAAGAACCUACCAAAAUUGAAGAGCCUAAACCUGAAACACCGUCUGCCGAAGCCACUAAAGAGAAAAUAACUGAAGUAAAAGAAUCGAAAGAAAAAGAUUCAAAGCCUAGUGUUACUAAAAAAGGAAGUCCUAAAAAAUCAAGUCCUAAAAAGAAGGAAGUUGCAAAGGAAGCUGAAGAAACUAAGAAAUUAGAAACUGAAACUACUAAGAUAGAAGAAGAAUCAAAAACUAUUAAGAAGAGCUCCAAAGAUGUAGAAGUUCCUGAAGAAUCAAAAGAAGAAAAACAAACGAUAGAAAAGUUGGAUACUGAAAUUGAAGAAAAGGUUGAAAAAGAGACGAAGGGAAUAACUGAAACAAAAUUAGAAGACUCGAAGAAGGAAGAGGCAAAACCGACCAAGAAACUAAGCCCGAAAAAGAAGAUUGAUAAGAAAAAAACAGAUGAAGUAACUUCAAGGAUAGAACCCCAAGAAGUAACAAAAACAAGUUCUGAAGAAAAGUCUGGUGGCAUUGAAUCUAAGACGGAUGUUAAACGUACAGCUUCUUUAGAAACAAAAGAAGAAACGUUAAAGACUGAACAAACCUACGAAGACAAAAUAACCCAAGGAACCAGGGCACGAGAAACAAGCCCGCAAAAGGCAAUUGAAGACACCAGAAUUGAAAGUGAAGAUAUCAAUAAAAAGUCCACUGAACCAGUUAGAAGAGCAGAAGUAAUCGAAGAACCAAAGCCAGCUAGAGCUGCCAAACCCUCAGAGCUAGAAAAAACCUUUGAACAACCGCCACCAGAGAUCAAAGACCGCAAAAAAGAAUCCAAACGUGCACCAAACUUCGACCUUAAGUUGACCAACCGAAACUCUCCACUUGGCAGUGACAUCAAACUCACCUGCUGUAUAUCUGGCACUGAUGUUUCUGUCCAGUGGUACAAGGACAAAACUCCCAUCAAACAGGACUACAAACACCUUCUGAGCUACGUUGAUGGUCUCUCAUCACUCGAAGUUCGAUCCGUUGAGAAAACUGAUUCAGGAAUUUACCGCUGCAUCGCUUCAAACCGCAAUGGUGACAUCGAAACAAGUUGCCUUGUUUCUGUUUACGAAGUUCCAACCGCCCAAUCGGGCACUCCGCCAAUAUUCACUCGCAACAUUCGAGACACAUAUCACUCUCAAGGUAACCAGAUCAUCCUUGAAUGCAAGGUCUCUGGUAAUCCCAAACCAAAUAUAUUUUGGCAGAAGGAUAACUUACUGCUGGAGUUUCCCAGUGAAAAGUACCAGCUUGUGGAGUUGCUGGAAGGCAUUAAGCAACUCAUCAUAGCCAAUCCAAACGGGGAUGACUCUGGACUCUAUACUUGUUAUGCUGAAAGUAUCGGGGGUCAGAUGAAAUUGAGCAAGUUCCUAGAUGUCACUGAUCACAUAAAGGUGCGCAAGGAGGAAAAGCAUCAAGCACCGGAAAUAGAAAAGGUUGUGGUUCAGGAUGGUAAAGAGAGAGCUGUUAGAUCAAGAGAAGCAAAGAGAAAACUUAGAGUUGAGGCACCGCUAAAGAACAUGAUCAUUGGUAGCGGUAACAAAGCCCAACUUCUUUGUAAUGUUUCCGGUCCAAUCGAUGAAGUUCAGUGGCACAAGAAUGGAGAACGAAUCUUCAAGGACAACAAGCAUAAAAUAUACAAUAUAAAUGGAACCUUGAGUCUUGAGAUCUAUGACGCCACAACCGAGGAUUCUGGUGAAUACAGCUGUAUUGCGAAGAACGGCCAACACCAGGCAGAAGUUAAGAGCACUUUGAGCAUCUAUGAAUCAGGAUCAGGUUACAAGCCUCCGCCAAGUUUUGAUAGUGCGAUUAGAGAAUCUUUUGACGCCCAUCGCAAUGAAAUCAUUUUGGAGUGCAAUGUUCAUGGAAGGCCAAGGAUAACUUGGCUCAAAGAUGAUCACAUUAUUUCGAACAAUCGUUACCGUCAGUUUGAAGAGGUUGGGGGCCUCCGGAAGUUGGUGAUUCGCAAUCCGAUUUCCUCUGAUUUUGGAUCAUUUUCCUGCUACGCCGAGACUGAUGACCAGAUUGAAGCUAUCGCAGUGACUUUAAGGGCGGUGGAUCUUAAAAAAAUGCAGGCAUACACUAAUGGACAUACUGACACCAGCAGUACAGAUGACUCCUACAAGCAUUAUCGGCCUUCGGAAAGAGACGACCACCACCAUGAAGAAGAAUUUAUUCAAAGCCGUUCGGCUAUGAAAGCUUCUAGCUGUGGGGCUGAAGUUAGGCGAAAGCCAGUCUUCAGUAUGCUCCUUAAUGAUCGAACCGUUUUGGAGGGUUCACAUUUGCGGCUCUCUUGCAAUGUGGUCGGUAAUUGUGAGAUUAGUUGGUUGAAGAAUCACGAGCAGCUGCCAUCGAGUUCGAGAUAUCAGAAGGUCUACAGCAAUGGUCAAGCAACCUUGGAGAUAUUCUCCGUUCAAGGAGAUGAUACAGGAAAUUAUGCUUGUCGAGCAUUCAACGAGUACGGCGAAGCUUUUUCAUAUGCACAGGUGAAGGUAUUCCAGAGUCACGACGAGACUCCUCAGCCACCAACGUUUGUUCGUUAUUUGAAAGAUACCUACUCGCUUAACGAGGAUGAACUCGUCUUGGACUGCCGUGUCCGGGGUUACCCACGACCCGAGAUUCAAUGGAUGAAGGAGAGCGAUAUGAUCAAUGCUGAUGAAAAAUACCGCCCGGUUUCCCUAAGCGAUGGCUACUGCAAGCUUAUCAUCAAUAACCCAACCGAAAAAGAUGCCGGUCUUUAUUCGGUUAUUGCCAGGAACAGUGUCAAAGAGGAGAAGAUAACUCAUCAAGUUGACUUCAGGGGCAAGGAUAGGGCCGUUUUGGAGAAGACACAUGGCUUCUUCCAUCGCGAUCCCAACAAGCCACAUCUUCAGAAUCCUCUGGGUAACCAAACAGUUACUCCUGGUGGUACUAUUGCCAUUAUGGCUGAGUUCCUUCCAACCAGUAGCCCCAUCGACGUGCAAUGGCUCCGAUCAAAAGAACCUCUUACUGGCCAACCAAACGUUAGGACCUUCUACGAUCAUGGAGUUUACACUCUGGCCAUUUCGAAUGCGGCUUCAGAAUGGGAGGGCACUUACACUUGCCGUGCUACAAACGCCUACGGUAAACUCGAAACACAUGCUAACGUAGACAUAGCCGAUAAAGGUGGCAAGGCUGCUGGACCACCAUUGUUCUUAUCACGGCCAGAGACGGAGAUGAAAAUUGCCGUUGGUGAUCCUUUCUCAAUAUCUUUCAGACUGCAAGGUGAACCUAAACCGAAGUUGACACUAUUGAAGGGCACCAAGGACAUCACCAAAACAGACCGUGUUAGCAAGGAAGCCUCAGACGAUUACAUCAGAUUCACUGUACAGAAGUCGCAGGUUGCAGAUUCCGGUACCUACUUUGUGGUGGCUCGUAACGAAUUCGGAACAGACCGAGUAUUCGUCACAAUCACGGUAGUUCAGCGGGCCCGAUCAGCAACACCAACAUCACGUUGGGGUCAACCUUUAGAAAGCUUCCCAGACACUUCAUACUUUAGAGACCCACCUGGACCGAUUUCAACCGAACCGACGGUCAUCGAUGCCGGCAAGAGUCACAUAAGUUUGUCAUGGGGCAAACCACAGAGUGAAAAUUCCGCUCCGGUGAUUGCGUAUCGUGUUGAUGCAUGGAUUGUGGGUAAAGAAGGAGGUGCAAUGUGGAAGGAAAUAGGUAUGACCCCAAUCAACUCGUUUGAUGCCUUCAAUCUUCUGCCCAGCUGUGAAUAUCAUUUCCGAGUGACACCAAAGAAUCGCUACGGCUGGGGACCAUCAGUGCAGACAAGAAGUCCAGUACAAGUUGGAGGAGCUGAAUUUUUACCAGAAUUUAUUAAGAUUUUACCAGGGCAAACCAAGGCUCUGUUAGGCAAACAAUGUACCCUUGAGUGUGUUGUCCAAGGUGCACCAAGACCCAGAAUUAUUUGGUACAAAGAUGGCUUACAGAUAGAAUCUUCUGAAAGGGUUGCAAUCAAACAGUACGGAUCUGUUUGUAGUUUGUCGAUUAGUCAGGUCUUCGAUAUCGAUUCUGGACGUUAUACUUGCGAGGCCACAAACUCGAAAGGAAGAGUUUCAACAUUUGCCCGAUUACAAGUGGUAUCCGAUGAGAAGCUUUAUGCCGCCGAUCACAAGCUGAAGGAACUCAUAACCAGUGAUAAUAUUGCUGCUCUGGGAGAAACCAUUCCGAUCUUCACAAUGCGUCUUCGUGAUCGACGAGUUCAAGUUACAUAUCCUGUGCGUCUGACUUGUCAGGUAAUGGGCUUCCCAAGACCAGAGAUAACCUGGUACAAGGGUGACGAUGAAGUUGAAGAAUCUCGUCGAACUGUCAUCAGCGAUGAUGGACAGUUCAUCACACUCGAAAUAAACUCAACCAAGCUCGACGACAGUGGAACUUACACGUGCACAGCUCGCAAUGAACUUGGAUCAGUGUCAUGUCAUUGCUCGUUGAUUGUUGACAAGGGCAUUCGGGCUUAUAUAUCACCGGAUUUCUAUAUGCCUCUCGAGCCAUUGUAUUGCUUCAAGGAAGGAGAAGAAAUCCGUUUGACAGCAAAAGUCGAGGCUUAUCCAUCGGUUGGAGUUUCAUGGCACAGAAAUGGCGCUAAAUUGCGUCCAAGUCGUCGAAUUCUUACAACUCUCGAUUCAAAUGGAUUUGUAGAGUUGAUUAUAGCCGAGGCCACCCAGAAGGAUGCUGGAAUUUAUGUGUGUGUAGCAUCAAAUGCUGUUGGCCAAGUGGAAACAAGUACUCGAGUGACAGUUGAAGAAGUAACAGAGGAUCAACGAAAGAAAUUACCACAAAUCAGAGCUAGCAACUUGCCAUACUCUGAGGAACCACUUUUUGUUGUCAAACCACGUUCAAGUGAAGCUUACGAAGGUGAUACUGUGAUUAUAUUCUGCGAAGUAAUAGGUGAUCCAAAACCAGAUGUCGUUUGGCUAAGGGAUUUCUUGAAGCCUGAAUACUACAAGGACGCCCCACACUUCCGUCGAGUCGGAGACGGUCCUGAAUAUCGUUUGGAAAUUCCCAGCGCAAAAUUAGACUUCACCGGUACAUAUUCGGUUAUAGCAAGCAAUUGUCAUGGCCAAACGCAGGCCAUAAUUUCUCUACAAAUCUACGCCAAAGACAUAAACAAACUUAAUUCAAUGGAAAAAGGUUCAAUUCGUCAUGGAAAUGUCGAGACUCUUCCAUUAUUCAUUCGGCCUUUAAAAGACUUAAGAUGCUGCGAUGGGGAUGCAGUAACUUUGGAAUGUCAUGUCGAAGCAGUUCCAGAACCGGCCAUUAUUUGGGAAAAAGAUGGACACGUCCUGCAUAGUGGAAAAGACAUCGAUAUGGUUUAUGAUGGAACCAAAGCCGUACUCUCCAUUCGCCGAAUCUAUCCAGAAGAUGAGGGUGAAUACACAUGUGUGGCGAAGAAUAACGUUGGUCGAGCACUCUCAUCCGCUUGUAUUAUUGUUGAUGUUCCCGAAGAAAAGGAGAAUCAUCUAAGUCGACAAUUGGCUCGUCCAUCGGGCUUAUUGUCAGCUAGCUCCACACCUCGUUCGACACCACGAACAACACCAAAUCGAAGUGUUUCCCCUCUAAGACUGUCUUUCCGCCAUACUAGCAUUGACUUGACAUCACAUCGAAGAGCAGUUGCUGCUCCGAAAUUCUAUGCCAUUCCGCAUAAUAAAGUUGUAGAGGAGGGUGAUAGCGUACGAUUCCAGUGUGCAAUCACUGGGCAUCCGACACCAUGGUCGACUUGGGACAAGGACGGAAUGAUUGUCACUCCGACUACGAGAACUUCUAUUAAAGAAAUCGAAGACUUAAGAGUUCUAGAAAUCGAUGAAGUAACAUUCGAUGAUGCUGGACUCUAUCGCAUCACUCUGGAAAACGACUAUGGACGAAUUGAGGCUACAGCGAGGCUGGAUGUCAUUGGAAGUAGCAAGCAUUCAAAGUCACCCAUGGGUCGAGCGGUUAGAUCGACAUCGUCCCGCAGGAAUUUCUUCAUAUCUCGCCGGAUUAUGGGACCGUCUACUAGGAUCGGUGGGCGAAUGGCACUCUCGACGAGUAUGCGAGGAUCAUCGGUGCCAGCGAGAAAGUUUUAUCACAAUGGUGACGAGGUGAUGGAAUCAGAACGAGUUCAAAUUAUUUUGACAGAUGGUGAGGCUUGCCUGAUUGUGGAUAAUGUCACAGAGGCCGAUGAGGGUAUUUACACGUGCAUAGCACAAGAUGAAUAUGAUGUACAAGCGACAUCAACUGCGAUUGCAUUUUAUAAUGACGAUACGGAUAUACCGUAUGAUCCACCAAAAAUUUUAAGACACAUGUCAAGGACAUUAGAAGUUUGCGAGGGAGCGACCACAGAUCUAGCUUUCGAGCUGGAAUGUUUUGAGCCUUAUGAAUAUGUUUGGACAAGGAACGGAGAAGUUCUACCUGAUUCAUCAGAAUUUAAAUACAUUGAUCACGGCAACGGUAUCAUCUGCCUCCGCAUCCAAGACACUUUCGACCUUGACACUGGUUUAUAUGAAUGCACAGUGACGUCCAAUUAUGGAACCUGUUCAACAAGAUGCGAGCUACAAGUCGAUGACCGACAUCCCGCAGCCAGUCAUGAUGAAGUUGAUAGAUCUGGUCUAGCAAUACUCAAGAAUCCACUUCCAGUGCUCGGAAUAGAAGGCAUGAUUACUUCGUUCUGUGCCAAGGUAUACCCACCUGAUUCACAAGCCAGUUGGACAAUUUGUGGACGCGACGUCACAGUUGACUCACGAAACUUUUCGCUGGAAGAAUCACAUUCGGACGGAGUAAGAAUCUUACACGUCCUCGGUUUGGAUUACAGUCAUAGUGGAGAAGUACAGUUCACUGUUCAAAGCUCUGUCCGUCCAAAAACCGAUCGCAUAACAACCUGCACAAGUCUGGUUGUUCUGCCAGGCCUGCCAAAGGCUCACUUCCAACUGGACAAUCUAGCCACUGAGGAAGCAUCAGCUGUUCCGGCCUUCAUCAAUCAAGGACCCACUGAUUGUACAGCCCUUGUUGGGGAAACAGUGAGAUUAAACGUCACAUUUGGUGGAUAUCCAGUUCCUUCUGUUAAAUGGUUUAAAGCGGGCCGUCCGAUUAUAGAAGGUUCGAAUAUCAAAGUACACACAAUAGCGGGACAAUCGAUACUUGAACUGUCAUCGAUUACAGCUGAUGAUAGUGGCAAAUAUACAGUUGAAGUUAUGAACGAUCACAGCAGUUAUUAUUCGGCAGCUUCGGUGGCAGUCGAAGGACCACCAGAGCCACCUAGCGGCAAGCCAAGCAUAUCACAGGGACCUGAUCGUAUUGCGGUAGCAUGGUGUGGACCGCCAUACGAUGGAGGCUGCAUGUUGACGGGAUUUAUAAUCGAAAUGCAAGAAGAAAAUAACGGUGAAUGGAAGGAAAUCGCCACAGUUGUGGACUCUUUAGCGUAUACAGUGAAAAACCUUACUCCAAAAUCAGCCUACAGAUUCCGCGUUCGAGCUGAGAAUAUCCAUGGAAGGAGUGAACCCAGCCUGGCAAGUGAUAGAGUUGAGAUAGCUGGUCCAGAAGUAUCCAGGGAAGACUUCCAAAAGACAAUCUCUAUCAAAUCGGGAGGAGACUUCAAGGGUCGUUUUGAAAUUCUCGAGGAAUUAGGCAAAGGUCGAUUCGGAGUCGUUUAUAAGGUUCAAGAAAAGGACACAAGUCAAAUUUUGGCAGCAAAGGUGAUCAAAUGUAUAAAAUCAGUUGAUCGACAAAAAGUCAAAGAAGAAAUAUCCAUCAUGAAAUCGCUGCAACAUCCAAAACUUCUGCAAUUGGCAGCCUCCUUUGAAAGUCCACGAGAAAUUGUGAUGGUUAUGGAAUACAUAACUGGAGGAGAACUUUUUGAGCGAGUAGUGGCUGAUGACUUUACUCUAACUGAACGGGACUGUAUUUUAUUUUUACGCCAAGUCUGUGAAGGCGUUGACUAUAUGCACAGUCAGUCAAUAGUGCAUUUGGAUCUCAAGCCUGAAAAUAUUAUGUGCCAUACUAGGACUAGUCAUCAAAUUAAGAUAAUUGACUUUGGACUGGCACAACGACUGAAUACGGACUCGCCAGUUCGGGUUUUGUUUGGUACACCAGAAUUUAUUCCACCAGAGAUCAUAAGCUACGAGCCCAUUAGCUUCCAAUCGGAUAUGUGGAGUGUGGGAGUGGUAUGCUAUGUACUACUAUCUGGCCUUUCACCAUUCAUGGGUGAUACCGAUUCGGACACGUUUUCGAACAUCACCAGAGCUGAUUAUGAUUUUGAAGAUGAUGCCUUCGAUGCAGUAUCACAGGAAGCAAAAGACUUUAUUUCCCAUCUGUUAAUUCAUCGCAAGGAAGAUAGACUGACGGCUAAACAAUGUUUAGAAUCAAAAUGGCUUACACAACACCAUGAUGAGAAUCUUAACAAUAACAAGAUUUGCACAGAUAAACUAAAGAAGUUCAUUAUUCGAAGAAAGUGGCAAAAAACUGGAAAUGCAAUCCGAGCUUUAGGUAGAAUGGCUAAUUUAUCAGCGUCGAGAAGAAAUUCAGCUGUUUCGACAGCUGGAUCAGUUCCCAGUAGUCCGAGACCAUCGGUUUCGGGAACUUCUAUAUUUAGUCCGAAUGUUACGGGACAUAUGACAUCGUUGAACGAAGAGGAGGAUGACUUCAAUCCGGACCUGCCCAGUGUAGAACUUAAGUUAAAUGUUAGAAACUCACUGAAGGUUCGCGACAAAACACAGUGCAGUGAGAGAAGUGAUUCCGGGUUCAGUGAAUGCUCGAAUUGUAGUGGAGGAGUGAAUAACUCAUGCCACUGUCCGAAUUUAGUUAUUGACAGAUCGUCAAAUACGUUACCAAAAGACCCUGAAGAAGUUCACAGUCCUCUGUCCGUUGCAGUUCCACAUGACAUUCUGAAAACCAAGCUAGAAGAAAUAGCAAAGACCCAACUCGUAGAUCACGAUGGCUCACAAACUGCACCACUCGAAUCAAAGCCAUUGUGGGAGACUAAAUCUACGCACAACAAAGAUAAAGACUCAGAAGAGUCUCCCUACUCAGAUUCCAAAUCACCUGACCUACAAUUCAGCUUGGAACACAAGAGUCCCAAUGUGGCACCUGAAACGGCGCCAAUAAUGCGAUCGGACUUCACUAAUACCAUAAAGAUGCGCAAGAAGUCCCUCGAAAAUAAUCUUCUCAAGGAAAAAGUCAAGCCUCCCAAGGUGAUCCUCGAAACUUCGGGUAAGGUUUCGAUGCUUAAGAAUAAAUUUAGUCAAGGACCAUCAUCGGCAGGAAAAUCCGUGAGUAGUAAUUUUGAGUGCAAAACUAAUCCUAAGCCUAGCAUUGAUGUGAAUAGGCCCAAAAAUGUGUUUGACAGAUUGACGUCCAGUAACAAAUCAAAUGGGCCAUCGAAAACCUGUGCCUCAGUGUCCUUGCCAGGCUCUCCCCUUCCAGUUCGCUCAGCGGCGACAAUGCGGUUAAGUGGGCGUGUUCGGGAAGCCACCGAACGCCUAUCGCAACCUAAGACUCCACAAGCUACAAGAAAAUUCACCAAUUCAACAACAAUCAGCACAAACAAUAACGAAAUAAAUCUUAAAAAGUCAACUUCAGAUCAUCACAAUGCAAAGAAUCUCAAGGCCUUCAGAGGUCUUUCUUAAACAAAAAAAGAGAGAGAAAAAAAAAGUAAACGAAAAAUUGAAGAGAAAAGCAAAAAACGUUGAAUUCCUCUUUCAAAGACGAAUUUGUUGAUAACGUUUAAAUCAUAAUAAAUAAAUUAUAGAUAACAACGAGACCCCCCAAAAUUAAUUCGAAUAUUAUAAUUUAUGUAGUUUUGUGUAAUAUUAUUUAUUAAGUACGUUUUUUUUCAUUUUGUUUUGUCUUCUUAUUCUUAUUAUUGCCUUAAAUUUUAUAAUUAUUAUUUGAUUGUUUUUCUGUUUUUGUAAUAAUAUUUAAUUUAUAAACAAAUAUUUAAUUAUUAAAUCAAGUUUAAUUUUUUUUGUUUUGUUUAUGUUUCGUAUACGUACAAUAAAUAAGUACAUAAUUAUAUACAAUUUAAUUAUAUAUUAUAAUCUUAAAAUUUAGAAUGUGCAUACUUUUUAUUUAAUAAAUAGUUGAUGUACGACAUUUUAAACUAUUAAAUUUACACCCCAGUGUUAAAAGCUCUGGUAGGUGGUAGCCAUCUUUGAUAUGGAUUUAAUUAGAAUAAAGUUCUUAAAAAAAACAC